Gadus morhua (Atlantic cod) is the source of this 2941-nucleotide messenger RNA. RefSeq lists its product as uncharacterized. The record is from RefSeq and is a predicted model, not a curated record. NCBI's taxonomy places the organism in Eukaryota, Metazoa, Chordata, Actinopteri, Gadiformes, Gadidae. Gene Ontology annotation, molecular function: lipid binding. Gene Ontology annotation, biological process: lipid transport; lipoprotein metabolic process. The transcript is spliced from 4 exons. Bases 249 to 1982 code for a protein of 577 amino acids. Gene Ontology annotation, cellular component: membrane; extracellular region.
GAGUCCAAGUAUGUCAGCCUCUCCUCUCUUGCUCUUUUUCCCCUCUCCCCACUCUCCGCAGGGCUGGAUGCUCUUUCUGUCCGGACCUUGGACAUAUUAAAGUAGGUCCGGACUGGGAAAUAAGGAAACCGAUACUUAGCAGACGCGUCGCCUGAAGUUGUGAACUUGUGACUGUGACACGUUGCCUAGAAGUCGAUCAGCACAUUGGCUGUCUGCUGAACAUAUAUUGAAUCUACUAAUCGACAACGAUGCUAGAAGAAGACCACAUACAAAGACUAAACGCGGAGGAGAUGUUGCAGUCGUACGUCUCCGACACUCUGGACUACUUUGACACAUUGACCUCAUUCUGUAACGAAAACUCCAAAUGGAGGCUCGAGAGGGAGACAGAGCUGAAGCUGAUGAGGGACAUCAAGGAGAGGGCCAGUCGACUGAACCGUGGGUUCCUCCAGGUGUUCAAGUCUACAGACAAAGUCAAAGCCUUCUGGGAAUACCUUCGCACCAAGAGUUCAGGCUCUAAACGCGAGGAGCUGGAGAAAGAGCUCGCUACUGUGCUGAAGAACACUCUGGAAAGAGUGAAGAAGCUCACCUACUUCCUUGAUGCUGUGGAGAAGCUCGCAGUAACUUCUCUGCAGGUGUUCACGGGCGGAGAAGAGGUGGUGAAGCUGUCUCUGGGGAUCAGCCUGGAGAGCGUGAAGGACAUCAUCUCAGCUGCCCGGCUGGUCUGUCCUCUCCUCCUGCACUUCAAGAGAGAUGCUGAGGUCUUCUUCACGCCCAGCCUCCACAACGUGGCCGUCUUUGCGGCUGAGUUGGACAAAUACAUCCGCACCACUAAGAUUAUCUGUAAAACGAUUGACGCAAGCUUUACUGUCGGCUUCGGGCACAAAAGACGCCGCCAGCCUUUGGUUGAGUUUGCGGAGGAUCUCACGGAGGACGACCUGCAGAACACCCUGGCCCACGUCGAAGCCCUCUGCAGUCUCAGGAGGGACCAGGACUUCAGACUGGUGUUCUUAUUCCAGGAGAAGCCAGUCUCCGGCUUCGUCGACCAGUUCAGCGAGUGUCGUCCCAGAAUGCUCCAGUUCCUCGAUGAAAUGGAGGGCUGUGCCGUCCAGCUGGACCGGAUGAGCAUGGGCUCCAAGAUCUCCACUGUGGCUGGGAGCUCAGUGGGGGCCUUGGGGGGGAUUCUGGCCAUCGUGGGUCUGGCUCUAGCCCCGGUGACAGCUGGGGUGUCUCUGGGUCUGACCAUGGGGGGGGUGGGUCUGGGGGUCACCAGUGGUGUAAACAGUGUAGUCACCACAGUAACGGAGAUAGCGGUCAAUAAAGCCCAGCAAGAGAGAGCCAACGAAGGCUUCCAGAGCUUCAUGGAGGAUGUGGAGAGAAUCCAGGUGUGCCUGGAUGAGGUGACCAAUCAGAGGGAAGAGGUAGUAGGGGAUGAUUAUGGUCAUGCGUUUGAGGGAGGAGCCAAGGUUGUCAGAAAUGUAGGUAAAAUUGGCCAAGGCAUAUAUGACCUUGUGGACGGCCUUGAUGACUUAGGGAUGGCGGUAGCCCGUGGGCCAGCCGUCCUCUCCAAGGCCGCCAGGGCUGGGUUCAUCGGCCUCAACGCUGUGUUCCUCGGUUUAGACAUCUUCCUCAUCUGCAAGGACAGCAUCAGUUUGGCCAAAGGGGACAAGAGCGCCAUCUCCCAGUUCAUCAGGGCCAGGGCGGCCCUCCUGCACUCGAUGCUCGACGCGUGGCAGACGAUGCACGAGGCCCUGCUCCGUGGGCUGCUGGAGUCCAAACGGGGCCGCAGUUUACUGGAGCAGCCUUUCUGCAGUCUGAUCAGUGACUCUUUAAGUUACACCCAGUGCUUCAUAGCAUUUGAGGAACAAAGAAGUACACAGAUGAACAAGGAAGCAAGGAAAGUUUAUCUCAAGUCCAUCAUAGUUGUGAUGUUUGUGGGUUGCUUUUGUUUUUUCUUUUUGUGGAAAAAAACCCUGAUUCUGUAAACCCUGAUUCAGAAGGGAACAAAGGAACCGGGACCAGAGGUACUUAAUUACCCUUAGGCAUCAUACCGCUGCAUAAUACUAACCAUAUUACUGAGAACCGGCCCUUCAACUAAGACGUUCUCUUUGCUAUACUUGCCGCAUUACUGAGAACCAAGGCACAAUCAUUAAUAUGUUCUGUUUGCAAAUUUGACUAACUCAUUCACUCAGAGAUGGUCAAAUUAAACAGUUGGAAAUCAUUCAAUCAUCAUGUAUGUGUGUGUCCUGGCCAUGCAUCUAUUGACUGAUGUUGGCUGGAAGUUCUCCCCUCCAUCUGACAGGGGUACACGGGUGGUGGAGGAAAUCACCUCAGGGUUACAGACAGAGGCACCUGCUACCUAUCCCUCUAUUAUCCAGAAGCUCAGACAUCGUUUAUUAAACGUGUAUACCAAAUAAAGUAGUCAAAAGUAGAAAGAAGGAAAACACAACUGCAAUAGGCCUACGAUAAAUAUAUAUUAGUGCCUUCCCGCAAGCUUAAAGAAAUAACCAAAUAAAGAAAUUACCAAAAUAAGCGAAAUGUGGAUUUCUUGUGUGAGGGACGAUGUAUGGAACUCUACCUGGUACCUUAUAAAGGCAGUGGAGAGACUUCGCCACAGGGUGGCGCCCAUGCUGCUUUAAUUAACACCAUGUAGUGACGCAGUAGGCGGGCUUCUGAUAUGAUAACUUUAAAUGUUUUAGAAAUAUUUCCGUCUUACAAAUAAUACAUUUGUGUUGAUUUUUGUGUGCUGCAGGGGAAGAUCUGUUCGUAAUGGUAUGGCCAUGCCCACCAGUUCAUGUUCUUGUUCAUGUUCUUGAAGCUCAUUUCAGUUUGUGCCCUAAGAAAUACUAUCAAAAAUAUGGUUUUGUUUCCACUGCGCCGAUUCAGCCUAUUGAUUUUGGGUUUAUUUUCCUUCUAAAAUGGCCAAUAAAAUCAACAAAUUGGA